GGUCCUUCGAAGGCGUCAUUUCCAGACCGACGGUAGAUGAGCGAAGAGUACCGCGUCGUGGUCGUCAAGGCGACCAACCUCGUCGGCAACGACGGCUUUGGCGCCAACAAGACGUCCGACCCGUUCGUCGAGCUCUCGUACCUCAACAGCAACUACGAGCCGCUCAAAAGCGAGACGCGCAAGACGCGCGACGUCUCCAAGACCAUCAACCCGCUCUGGAACGAGACCUUUGUCAUUGGGAGCGACACGGACCUGCGCACGGUCACGUACCUCGCCUGCACGGUCUACGACAAGAACCUGCUCAAGAACGUGCCGCUGGGGCGCGCGCUCGUGCCACUCGGCGUCAUUCGGAGCGGUGUCAUGGCUGGCGGCUCGUUUCAGCACAAGUGCACCGUCGAGAAGUUUGGCAAAAUGCGCUUCGCGACCGGCGACUUGUUUCUCGAGUUUACCGUGCAUCAUCACGGCGCGUCGGCCGUCGCCGCGCCGGCAAGUGGCGACGAGCAGACGGCGGCGCCACCGACGGGCCCGCCCAACGUGCUCCACGUGACGAUCGACUCGGCGACGGGGCUCCCGGCCAUGGACAUGGGCGGCACAAGCGACCCGCUUGUCGUCAUCACGUGCAACAAGACCAAGCUCAACACGACGACGAAAGCCAAACGUCUUUUUGUGGUGGAAGACUUCGACGUGGCCGUCAACGACUUUAUGGGCCAAGCCAAAGUAUCCCUCGAGGCGCUCGGCGACAUGAAGCCGCGCACGGUCACGCUCGACCUCCUCGACAAGAAGUUUCGGAAAAAGAAGGACCUUGGUACGCUCACGGUCACGCUGCGCUGGGUCUACUCGGCCAAUGUCACGGACGUCGUCGCGUCCAACAAGAAGAAGGCCGGUGACAUCUUUUCCAAGAUUGGCAACGCGCUCAUGGGCAACCCGGAUGCGGGCGACGACGACGAGGAAGGCAUCGACGCGGACGCGGAAGACGACGCGCCCAAGAAGAGCGACGAAGAGCUCAAGAAGGAGCAAGAAGAGAAGGAAAAGGCGAUGCAGGAAGAAAAGAAAGCGCUCGAAGACAUCAACAUCCAGUCGGGCGACUACUCGGUACAAGUCCAUGUGAUUGAAGCCCGGGAUUUGGUGGCGAAGGACGCGACCGGCACGUCCGACCCGGUCGUGUACGUCAGCGUGCUCGGCCAGGAGCAACACACAGCCGUCAAGAAGCAGACGCUCUCCGCGGUGUGGGACGACACGCUCAUUUUCAACUUUCGCAAUUUGGACAAGGACGAAGUCGAGGCCGGAGCGAUCAAGCUCAGCAUCAUGGACGCCAACACGCUCACGCGCGCCGAGCUCAUUGGCGAAAUUCAAUUCGACGUCUCGUUCAUCUACUCGAACCUCAACCACCAAAUCUGCAACAAGUGGCUCGGCCUCAUUGCACCCAACCAAGAAGGUGUCCAGGGCUACCUUCGCGUCUCGAUCACAAUCGUUGGGCCUGGUGACAAGUUUGUGCCACCGCCGCCGGUCGGCCCCGACAGUGCAGGCCUCGACGCCGUCAUGAUGCCGUCGAGCGUCAAGCAAGAAGUCAACUUUCUCGUGUGCCGCAUUCACGUCGGCGAGCAUCUACCGCCCAUGGACAGCCUCCUCGGCGGCUUCAAGCAAGGCCUCGACGCGUACGUCCAGUGCUCGUUGGGCAAUACCAAGCCGAUCCGAACACGGGUGAAAUCCAAGAGCGGCGAGCGCCACCAGCUCAACCCGGCUUUCAACGACGAGCUCUGGCUCGUUUUGCACGAGCCCAGUUUGGCCAACCAGAUUGUGGUCUGCGUCAAAGACUGGGACAAGGUCGGGAAGGACGAGGUCGUCGCGCACUCGUACCAAUCCCUGCGCGUCAUCAAGAAGCUCGGGGGGCGUAUGGGGCCCAUGUGGCUCAACUUGUACGGCGCGCCGAUCUCGCACGCCAAGGGCAAUGUCCUCUCGGGUGACACGGUCAAAGAGCAAAUGAACACGUUUCCCGACACGGCCACGUUUUACCGCGGCCGGAUUCUCGUCACGUUUGAGAUCCACGCGAACGACAAGAAGCUCGAGGAAGUCAACCAGCGCGUCAAGGCAACGCCGCUGCCGCACCACGCGUACCCCGAGACCGCCCUCUACCGGCUCCGCGCGUUUAUCGGUCUUGGCUCGGACAUUCCACAGAUCACGUCGCUUGCCUCGGGCGCGACGCGCAAGUCCAAGAUGCAGAUUGUGGUGACGUGCGGCCUCAACUCGCUCGAAUUUGAGCGGCGGGAAAACAAUAAGGGCGUCGUGGUCUGGAACGAGCUCAAGGAGACGGACAACCUCGUCUUGCCGCGGGACCCGACCCAGAUCCCCGACAUUUUCGUGUACCUUUGCAAGGGCAAGGUCGACGGGAAGCUCUCGACGCGCAAGCAGGUCGCGUACAAGCGCUACUCCGCCAAGGACCUAUUGGAGAAGAACAUGGUGUCCGAACCGGCGUGGGUGACGCUCAAGGAAGACCCGGCCGUCGAUGCGCUCAAGGACGAGGUGUUUCCGGGCAACAUUUUCCUCAACCUCGGUUUCGGCCAUCUCGACACGUCAACCGCGACGGUCGAUGUGUGGAACCGCGUCUGCAACCAAGAAAUCUUGGGUACCCGACUCAAGUACCAAGUCCAAGUCAACGUCUUCCAGGGUCGGCAGCUACCGGCACUGGAUGACAAUGGGCUCUGUGACCCGUAUGUCAAAGUGCGUAUGUGCGGCCAAGAAGAGCGUACAGAAGUCAAAAAGAAGACGCGCGACCCGCUGUAUUACCAGACGUUUUGUUUGACGUCGACUUGCCGCCCGUCGAGUACAUCCAGUACUCGCCUCAGGUAUACUUUCUUGUUCUUGUAG
Saprolegnia parasitica CBS 223.65 is the source of this 2865-nucleotide messenger RNA. RefSeq lists its product as hypothetical. The record is from RefSeq and is a predicted model, not a curated record. Gene Ontology annotation, biological process: plasma membrane organization. The transcript is spliced from 4 exons. NCBI's taxonomy places the organism in Eukaryota, Oomycota, Saprolegniomycetes, Saprolegniales, Saprolegniaceae. The coding region runs from base 37 to 2865 and encodes 942 amino acids.